This is a messenger RNA of Leptopilina boulardi, 1904 nucleotides long. RefSeq names its product la protein homolog (gene La). Lineage: Eukaryota; Metazoa; Arthropoda; Insecta; Hymenoptera; Figitidae. The transcript has 7 exons. Bases 153 to 1391 code for a protein of 412 amino acids. Gene Ontology annotation, cellular component: cytoplasmic stress granule; ribonucleoprotein complex; nucleus. Gene Ontology annotation, biological process: positive regulation of translation; RNA processing. Gene Ontology annotation, molecular function: RNA binding. The record is from RefSeq and is a predicted model, not a curated record.
CCACAUCAUUCUCAGCACGUGUAGAACGUAGCUCGUCUUUUUUUUUUGCCAAAAAAAAAAGAAAUUGCAUAAAUAAACAAUUUUCUCUAUUUCAAUAUAAUAGUAAUUUCAACAAUAAUUUUUUUAAUCUCAAUCAGUGUGAAUUAACAAAAAUGGAAAACGAUCAAGAAACAAAUAAAACAGAAGAGAAAAACGACGCCACCACUGAAGAGGUUAAGGCAGAUGAAACACCGGUUGAAAGUAAUGUUGAAAAAGCUAAAAAUGGUGAAAAUCAUGAGGAGAAAAAGGAAUCUGAAACUGUCGAAGCUACGCCAGAACUUUUAGAAAAAAUUAAAAAACAAAUUGAGUUUUAUUUCGGUGACGUAAAUAUGCAAAAGGACAAGUUUCUCAUUGAGCAAACAAAAUUAAGCGACGGUUGGGUUCCAAUGGAUGUGAUGUUGAAAUUUAAAUUAUUAGCUGCAUUAAGCAAAGAUUCAGUAACAAUUGUCAAUGCACUUGAAUCAAGUGAACUUAUUGAGGUGUCGGAAGAUAAAAGUAAAAUUCGACGAUCUCUCGAUCAUCCAUUGCCAGUUUAUGAUGAGGAAUAUAGAAAAAGUCAACAGGAAAGGACAAUUUAUGCAAAAGGUUUUCCACUCGAGGGAAUUACCAUUGAUAUGCUAAAAGAUUUUUUUGCACCAUAUGAGCCAAUUGAAAAUAUUUACAUGAGAAAAUACGCUGAUAAGGAGAAGAAAAUGCAUUUUAAGGGAUCGAUUUUCGUUCAAUUUAAGACUCUCGAUGCAGCGAAAAAUUUCAUGGAAAAAGAUUCAUUUAAAUAUGAAGAAACAGAGCUCAUCAGAAAAUGGGCAGUUGACUAUAAUGCAGAAAAGCUAAAAGAAAGAGACGAGAGACGUCAAAAGAAGGAAUCUCAAAAAGGCAACAAAAAUUCUGGUGGACAAGAGAAAAAGGAGGAAACUGAAAAAGGAAAAGAAACUCGUAGUCUCCCCAAGGGUUCGAUUUUGCAUCUCUCUGGAAUAGAAAGUGGAGCCAGGGAAGAUAUCAAAGAAGCUUUGGCCAAUUUAGAUGCCCAUGUCGCAUUUGUGGAUUACUCAAGAGGGAAGGAAAGUGGCUACGUUCGUCUUGUAAAUGAAAAUGAAGCCAAAACUAUUUUUGAAAAAUUGGAAGAAGGAAAAUUAAAAAUUGCUGAAAGUGAAGCAAACGUUCGUGUUCUUGAAGGCGAAGAAGAAAUUGAAUAUUUAGCAAAAGUUGAAAAAGAACUUGCCAAUCUACGAAAAGGAAAAUACAAUAAACAUGGUAAUUCAAAGGGAGGCAGAAAAAAUCGAUUCCAAAGAGGACAAAAGAGAAAAGGUAAUGAUUUUGGAGAUGAAAUUUCACCGAAGAAGAAAGCUGUUUAAAUUAAAAGUGUGAAUUAUAAAAAGAGAAACAAAAAAAAAAAUUAUAUUUUUUAAGGAUAUAAUAUUCACUGUCAUUAUUGUUGUUACAGUGGUUACUGUAUAUUUUUUAUUAAUUUUUUCACAGACUCAUUAAUUUAAGCAGUUGUAACAAAAAUAAUAGAUUUUAUAUAAUUUUUACUGGUGAAAAUCAUUUUCUUUUUUUAUGUUUUUUCAUUAUGAAUACAAAAGAUUCUUUAUUUUUAAAAGAAUGUCUUUUUUAUUUUAAUGACAUGAAAAAAAAUUGAUUUACAGUUUUGCAUUUUUUUUGUUGUCAACUUUAUUUUUUUAUUAUAAUUUGUAAAAAUUUUGAGUCAUUAUUGAAGUUAAUUGAUAGCUUUUUUUUUUGAUGUAAAAAAAAAGAAAAUAAUUUUGAAAAAUAAUAGUGUUAAUGUUGUAAAAGAGAAAUUUAUAUCAUUUUCUCGUGAAAUUCUUAAAUAUCUGUUUAAUAAAAAAAUGAAUUAUAUAUUUCAUGAA